AUGGCAGAAGUAGAGGAUGAAGAAAUCCGCCGAGCAGCUUUAGAAGGUAGACCAACUUCUGUUGUAAGAAUGUCUAAGCUUGAAACUCGUGAUAAACGUCAAUACAAUCUUCUUUCCCAUGAGGAGGUUGCUAUUGUGUUUGUGGGAAAUUAUGGUGCUCCACCUGCAUCCAGGGGUAUUGUUGUAUACCCUCGAGGUCAGCCUUUAAAAACAAUUUCGUCUAUGUCUGCAAAUUUAGAUCCUAUGGUAUAUCCAAUAUUUUUCCCAAGAGGUGAUGUUGGAUGGCACAAUCAACUGGAGCACAACCCUGACCGUGCAACCCGUGUUAGAAACCAUGUUACUUUGUCUCAAUAUUAUAAUUAUAGGCUUACUGUUAGACAAACUUUUAGUCCUAUAUUCUAUGUUAAGAAACCUUUUCAGCAAUAUGUUGUUGAUGCAUAUGUGAAAGUUAAGGAACAGCGCUUUGCUUUUAUUAGAAAUAACCAAAAAAAACUUAGAAGUAAACAAUAUGAUGCAUUGCAUGAACAUGUAAUUAAUCGUGCUAAUGAUCUUAAUGUAAGACCAGGCCGCGUUGUUAUAUUACCUUCUUCAUGUGUUGGUAGUCAAUGA
Hydra vulgaris (swiftwater hydra) is the source of this 609-nucleotide messenger RNA. RefSeq lists its product as uncharacterized. Lineage: Eukaryota; Metazoa; Cnidaria; Hydrozoa; Anthoathecata; Hydridae. The record is from RefSeq and is a predicted model, not a curated record.